UGUCAUCGAGCAAGACCACAUCCGCAGGGCCUUCUCCUGGCCUGAGCAGUUCCGCUUUCCUCUCCGGCAACAAUUACCGGAAACCACCGCCCCCUCACCGGCGGCAACCACAGCGGCGCCACAGCCAAUCCUAACGCCAAUGUCCACCGCUGCCUCUGCGCUCCGCCCGGCACCUAGGUGGGGUGCGCCGUCGCAGCGCCGGCUCGUGGAGCAGCACCUGGCGUCACUGCCCCACGGCCUCCAGCACCUCCACCACGUGCAGGAGCUCCACGCGCAGCUCCUCAAGCACGGUCUCCACCUCGACCCGCUCGCCGCCUCCAAGCUUAUCUCCUCAUACGCGCUCCAGCGCCGCCUCCCGGCCUCCCGCCGCAUCUUCGCAUCCUUCCCCAAUCCUCAAGCCACCACCUUCCUCCCGAACACACUUCUCCGCGCCUACGCGCUCAAUGCCCUUCCCCACGCCGCGGUCUCUCUCUUCUCCGCCAUGCCCCAGCGGGACAGCUUCACCUACUCCUUCCUCAUCAAGGCGCUCUCCUCCUCCGGCUUGACCCCCCUCAGGGCGGUGCACUCCCACGUCGUUAAACUCGGGUCCAUCGAGGACACCUAUGUCGGGAACGCGCUGAUCGACGCCUACUCCAAGAAUGGCGGGUUUUUGGACGCCAGCAAGGUGUUCGAGGAAAUGCCUAGACGGGAUACUGUAUCCUGGAACUCGGCCAUGGCUGCGAUGGUGCGACAGGGCGAGGUGGCAAGUGCGAGGAGGAUGUUUGACGAGAUGCCGGACAAGGACACGGUAAGCUGGAACACCGUGCUGGACGGGUACACCAAGGCUGGGAAGAUGGAGGAUGCGUUCGAGCUGUUUCAGUGCAUGCCGGAGAGGAAUGUGGUGUCGUGGUCGACAGUAGUGUCUGGUUACUGUAAGAAGGGUGACAUCGAGAUGGCUCGAGUGAUCUUUGAUAAGAUGCCGACCAAGAACUUGGUAACAUGGACGAUAAUGGUUUCGGCAUGUGCCCAGAAUGGGCUUGUCGAGGAGGCUGGACGGUUGUUUACUCAGAUGAAGGAAGCUGCUGUGGAACUUGAUGUGGCUGCAGUUGUGAGUAUCUUGGCUGCAUGCGCAGAGUCAGGCUUGCUUGCUCUUGGGAAGAGGAUUCACCGGUACGUGCGGACGAGGCAACUGGGGAGGUCGACCCAUGUGUGCAAUGCAAUGAUUGACAUGUUUUGCAAGUGUGGAUGCGUAAACCGGGCUGAUUAUGUCUUUGACACUGAAAUAGCUGAGAAGGAUUCAGUGUCAUGGAACACCAUAAUUGGGGGAUUUGCGAUGCAUGGGCAUGGAGACAAGGCGCUGGACUUCUUCGCCCAAAUGAAGCUACAAGGAUUCCGUCCUGAUGCUGUGACAAUGAUCAAUGUUCUUAGUGCAUGCACACACAUGGGGUUUGUUGAAGAGGGGCGCCAGCAUUUCUCCAAUAUGGAGAGGGACUAUGGCAUUGUGCCACAGAUAGAGCAUUAUGGCUGCAUGAUUGACCUUCUCGGUCGUGGAGGGCUCAUCGAGGAGGCUGUUGGUCUGAUAAAAAGCAUGCCUUGGGACCCUAAUGAGGUAAUAUGGGGGUCCCUUCUCAGUGCAUGCCGACUGCACAAGAAUGUGGAGUAUGCAGAAAUUGCAGUGAACGAGCUCAGUAAGCUGCAGCCCUCCAAUGCAGGGAACUAUGCUGUCCUUUCAAACAUCUAUGCAGAGGCGGGGCAGUGGAGUGACAUGGCAAAGGCAAGGAUGCAAAUGAAAGGAACUGGGUCUCAGAAGUCAGCAGGGUCAAGUUGGAUUGAACUUGAUGAGGCAUUCCAUGAGUUCACGGUGGGGGACAGAAAACACUCAGACUCGGACCAGAUAUCCGAGAUGGUUGAUAGGCUGAGUUCACAUGUCAAGGAUGUUGGCUGCGUUCCAACAGCUCAUGAGCUACUUGUGCAGUGAGUCCUUUGCCAAGGGUAUGGUAAAUUGGUCAUGUCGCAGUCACAAAUGUGAAAUGCUUUCAUGAGGUGUUAGCAUUGCAGGACGCAAUCUAUGUAAGCAAGCACCGGCUCCAGUGAAUCCUGCAAUCAAGAAGAUGCUGUGACGUGGUACAGAAUUACCCACGAUGGACUGGAUACCCAGAUAUCUGUUCAAGCAUUUCUCAGCAUGUGCUCUUCUGCCGUCAGGUUUGCUCUGUCAAAAUCUGCAACUAUGUUAAGACGAAAGCUGGUGAUGGGAUGGACUGACAAAAUACUACCAUUACAGUGCUAGGUUGAUUGAAUAGUUCAUAGGUUAGUACUUCUAGUGCUUCACUUCAUCUGGUUAAUCGAAACCAAAACAAGGCAUAAGGUAGGGUCUUCUAAAAUAUAAGGAAGUGAGAAGACCUCACAUUAAAAAUGUAAGAAGUGAUUUCUGUAGUUACAUUAUAGCAGCAACGUGGCUAUUAUGUUGGAGAAGUAGAAUAGUUGAGUGUCUUACAGUCGUUCAUCCCAUUUUUUGCAUGUAUCACUUUCAUAAGAAUGUUUUAGUGAGGAAAGCAUACAAUCUCCGUAAUAUUCUGAUUUGGGUAUCAAGCUUGUAUCUCCUACAAAACCGUAUAAAUCAUUCAUUUGUACUUA
Messenger RNA from Hordeum vulgare subsp. vulgare (domesticated barley), 2613 nucleotides. RefSeq names its product pentatricopeptide repeat-containing protein At3g29230. The record is from RefSeq and is a predicted model, not a curated record. Gene Ontology annotation, biological process: RNA modification. The coding region runs from base 140 to 1957 and encodes 605 amino acids. Gene Ontology annotation, molecular function: RNA binding; protein binding. The transcript has a single exon. Lineage: Eukaryota; Viridiplantae; Streptophyta; Magnoliopsida; Poales; Poaceae.